GAGGAAUGUCUGCGGGGGACAGUGCUGCCCGGGAUGGACGACAGCAAACAGCACCAACCAUUGUAUCAAACCCGUGUGCCAGCCGCCCUGCCAGAACCGAGGCUCCUGCAGCCGGCCCCAGCUCUGCGUGUGUCGCUCUGGCUUCCGAGGGGCCCGCUGUGAGGAGGUCAUUCCUGAGGAGGAGUUUGACCCCCAGAGCUCCAGGCUGGCCCCCCGGCGCUCUGCCGAGAGGGCGCCCAACCUCCGCAGGAGCAGCACAGCCAGAGAAGUCCCUGUGGCCAGAACACAGCCGCUGGCGCCACAGCUGCCAGCAGCCAGGACCCUGAGCGCGCUCAGCCAGACUGGUCCCUCCCCGCCGCAGGUGGGGCCGUCCCGGACCGCCCGACGUUACCCAGCCACUGCCAGCAGCGGCCAGCUGACUUCCAAUGCACUGCCUGCAGGACUUGAGCAGAGGGAUGGUGCCCAGCAGGCCGCGCCUCUGGGCUUCCUGUCGUCCCCCUGGGGGCUGAACCUCACCGAGAAAAUCAAGAAGAUCAAGAUCGUCUUCACCCCCACCAUCUGCAAGCAGACCUGUGCCCGUGGGCACUGUGCCAACAGCUGUGAGCGGGGCGACACCACCACCCUGUACAGCCAGGGCGGCCACGGACAUGACCCCAAGACUGGCUUCCGCAUCUAUUUCUGCCAGAUCCCCUGCCUGAAUGGAGGCCGCUGUAUCGGCCGGGACGAGUGCUGGUGCCCCAGCAACUCCACCGGGAAGUUCUGCCACCUGCCGGCUCCGCAGCCAGACAGGGAGCCUCCCAAGACAGGGUCCCGCCACAGGGCCCUGCUGGGAGGCCCCUUGCAGCAGUCCACCUUCAUGCUGCCACUCUCCAACCAGCUGGCUUCCGUGAACCCCUCCUUGGUGAAAGUGCACAUCCACCACCCACCGGAGGCCUCUGUGCAGAUCCACCAGGUGGCCCGGGUGCGGGGCGAGGCCGACGGGGCCCUGGAGGAGAACAGCGUGGAGACCAGAGCUCCGCCCCGGCGCCCCGCCCACCCCCAGCACGGCGGCUGGGACGGCAACAGCAUCCCCGCGCGAUCCGGGGAGCCCCCGCAGUCGCCACCCCAAGUGGUGUCCAGGCGUCAGGGGCUGCUGGGCCGGUGUUACCUGAACGCUGUGAACGGACAGUGUGCCAACCCGCUGCUGGAGCUGACUUCCCAGGAGGACUGUUGCAGUGGUGUGGGAGCCUUCUGGGGGGUGACCUCCUGUGCCCCGUGUUCACCGAGACAAGCCUCCGCGGUGACCAAGGACGGCCAGCUGGACUGUCCCCUGGGGUACAGGCGGCUGAAUGUGACUCACUGCCAAGAUAUCAACGAGUGCCUGAUCGCGGGCCUGUGCAAGGACCUGCAGUGCGUGAACACCAGAGGCAGCUACCUGUGCACGUGCAGACCGGGCCUGAUGCUGGACCCAUCGCGGAGCCGCUGCGUGUCGGACAAGGCCGUCUCCAUGCAGCAGGGACUGUGCUACCGGUCGCUGGGGCCUGGCACCUGUGCCCUGCCUUUGGCCCAGAAGAUCACCAAGCAGAUAUGCUGCUGCAGCCGUGUGGGCAAAGCAUGGGGCAGCAAGUGUGAGAAAUGCCCCUUGCCUGGCACAGAGGCCUUCCGGGAGAUCUGCCCUGCUGGCCACGGCUACACCUACUCGAGCUCAGACAUCCGUCUGUCCAUGAGGAGAGCUGAGGAGGAAGAACUGGCCGGGCCCUCGAGGGAGGAGGCUCAGCGGAGCGGCGGGGCCCUGCCUGGGCCAGGAGAGAGGCAGCCGCUGCGGGCGGCCACCAGCACCUGGCUGGAGGCUGAGAGCAUCCCUGACAAGGGCGACUCUCAGGCUGGCCAGGAUACAACCAGUGUCACCCACACACCUGCCUGGGUCCCAGUGCAUGCCAGUGGAAGGCCAACGCCACCCCUGCCUGAACAGGGGGUUCCAGAGACCCAGGAAGAGGAGCACCUGGCCCUUUCCACAGAUGUGCUGGUGACCUCAGCUCCCCCAGGCACUGACAGAUGUGCUGCUGGAGCUGCCCACAUCUGCGGCCCUGGAACCUGUGUGAACCUCCCAGACGGAUACAGAUGCGUCUGCAACUCUGGCUACCGGCUACACCCCAGCCAGGCCUACUGCACAGAUGACAACGAGUGUCUGAGGGACCCUUGUGCAGGAAGAGGGCGCUGUGUUAACAGCGUGGGCUCCUACUCCUGCCUCUGCUACCCUGGCUACACGCUGGCCACCUCGGCGGCCGCACAGGAGUGCCAAGAUAUUGACGAAUGUCGUCAGCCCGGCACCUGCCCCGACGGGCGAUGCGUCAACUCCCCCGGCUCCUACACUUGCCUGGCCUGUGAGGAGGGCUACCGGGGUCAGAGCGGGAGCUGUGUAGAUGUGAACGAGUGUCUGACCCCGGGGGUCUGUGCCCACGGGCGGUGCGUCAACCUGGAAGGCUCCUUUAGAUGCUCUUGUGAGCAGGGCUACGAGGUCACCUCAGACAAGAAGGGCUGCCAAGAUGUGAACGAGUGUGCCAGCCGGGCCUCGUGCCCCAAAGGCCUCUGCGUCAACACCGAGGGCUCCUUCACCUGCUCCGCCUGCGAGAGCGGGUACUGGGUGAAUGCAGACGGCACGGCCUGUGAAGACCUAGAUGAGUGCACCUUCCCCGGAGUCUGCCCGGCGGGCGUCUGCACCAACACUGUGGGCUCCUUCUCCUGCAAAGACUGCGCUGAGGGCUACCGGCCCGGCCCCCUGGGCCGCGCCUGUGAAGACGUGGAUGAGUGCGAGGACCCCCGCAGCAGCUGCCUGGGAGGCGAGUGCAAGAACACGGCAGGCUCCUACCAGUGCCUCUGUCCCCCGGGCCUCCAGCUGGCCAAUGGCACCGUGUGCGAGGACGUGGACGAGUGCGCAGGGGAGGAGCACUGUGCGCCCCACGGCGAGUGCCUCAACAGCCACGGGUCCUUCUUCUGUCUCUGUGCACCCGGCUUUGCCAGCGUGGAGCGGGGCACAAGCUGCCAGGAUGUGGAUGAGUGCGCAGCCACAGACCCCUGUGUGGGAGGGCGCUGCGUCAACACCGAGGGCUCCUUCGACUGUCUGUGCGAGGCUGGCUUCCGGCCCUCCCCGGAGAGCGGGCAGUGUGUGGAUAUUGACGAGUGUGAGGACGACGGGGCCCCAGUGUGCGGGGCCUGGAGGUGUGAGAACAGCCCUGGCUCCUACCGCUGUGUCCUGGGCUGCCAGCCUGGCUUCUACAUGGCCCCGACUGGAGACUGCAUCGACGUAGACGAGUGUGCCAACGACACCGUGUGUGGGAGCCACGGCUUCUGUGACAACACGGACGGCUCGUUCCGCUGCCUCUGUGACCAGGGCUUCGAGACCUCCCCCUCAGGCUGGGACUGUGUUGAUGUGAACGAGUGUGAGCUCAUGCUCGCCGUGUGCGGGGCCGCUCUCUGCGAGAACGUGGAGGGCUCCUUCCUGUGCCUCUGCGCCAGCGACGGGGAGGAGUAUGACGCGAAAGAAGGGCUCUGCCGUCCCCGGGGGGCUGGAGCUCAGAGCAUCUCCGAGACCCCAGCCGGGGAGCAUGCCUCGGGCGCCCUCCGCAUGGCCUGCUACUCCGGGCAGGAUGGCCGUCCGCCCUGCUCCAGCGUCCUGGGCUGGAACUCCACGCACGCCCAGUGCUGCUGCACGCAGGGCGCCAGGUGGGGAGACAGCUGUGACCUCUGCCCGCCGGAGGGCUCUGGUGAAUUCGGCGCGCUCUGCCCCAGUGGGAAAGGCUACGUCCCUGUGGAGGGAGACUGGACAUUCGCGCAGACCAUGUACACAGAUGCCGACGAGUGUGCGCUGUUCGGGCCUGCGCUCUGCCAGAACGGCAGGUGCCUCAACACGGUGCCCGGCUACAUCUGCCUGUGCAAUCCUGGCUACCACUACUCGGCCUCCCGCGGGAAGUGCGAGGAUCACAACGAGUGCCAGGACCUGGCCUGUGAGAACGGCGAGUGUGUGAACACGGAGGGCUCCUUCCACUGCUUCUGCAGCCCGCCCCUCACCCUGGACCUCAGCGGGCAGCGCUGCGUGAACGGCACCGGCAGCGUGGAGGACCUGCCUGACCAUGACAUCCACAUGGACGUCUGCUGGAGAAAGGUCACCAAUGACGUGUGCAGCCAACCCCUGCGCGGGCACCAGACCACCUACACGGAGUGCUGCUGUCAGGGUGGCGAGGCCUGGAGCCAGCAGUGUGCUCUGUGUCCCCCCAGGAGCUCUGAGGUCUAUGCUCAGCUCUGCAACGUGGCCCGGAUUGAGGCGGAGCGGGAGGCCGGGGUCCACUUCCGGCCAGGCUAUGAGUACGGCCCUGGCCCAGAGGACCUGCACUACAGCCUUUAUGGCCCAGAGGGCGCCCCCUUCUACAGCUACCUGGGUCCUGAGGACACCGUCCUCGAGGCCCCGUUCUCCAGCACAGCCAGACAACCAGGGGACCCCACCCUUGCCUUUGAGCUGCCCCUGCAGCCCUCCGAACUCCAGCCCCGCUAUGUGGCCAGCCAUCCAGCUGCCUUCGAAGGGCUGCGGGCCGAGGAGUGCGGCGUCCUGAACGGCUGCGAGAACGGCCGCUGCGUGCGCGUGCAGGAGGGCUACACCUGCGACUGCCUCGACGGCUUCCAGCUGGACGCGGCCCGCAUGGCCUGCGUGGACGUGAACGAGUGCGACGACUUGAACGGCCCCGCCGCGCUCUGCGCCCACGGCCGCUGCGAGAACACAGAGGGCGCCUACCGCUGCCACUGCUCCCCAGGUUACGUGGCCAAGCCAGACCCGCCGCACUGUGCCAAGGAGUAGCUGCCUGGAGUCGCCCCCAGCCGCGGGCGGACGCCUUGCGGACGCUGUCCUGGCUGGGGCGACACCAGCACCCCAGGCUGGGUCCUGCAGCCCUGGCUCUGGCUGCGAGCUUGUCACUGCCUCCGUGCCCUGCUCGGCUGCAGCACCACCUAAUGCUUUAACGCUGCGGCCACGGCCCGAGGCCCCGCCCACCGCCUGGCCCGGCCGGGGACGCUAUCAGACCCCCGGGGGCAAACGCAGGUCCCGCGGCCGCGCCCUGCAGGCUCCCCUCCGGCUCUCACGCACAGCGCCUCGAUCCCACAGCUGCGCAGAGGCUGCGCCGGCCCCGGGGCGGUGCUUCGGAACCUGAGCGCCAGACCGGGUUUGAGAGCUCGGGGGUGAUCCGGUGCCUCUCAGCACUGUCGCCGCCGCCCAGUCCGCUGUGGGCCCUGCUUCUGCCACACCUCCAUCCAGCUGGCGGCCCCAGGGAAGGUCAGAGGACCCGUUCAUCUCUGAGAAGCAAGACUGAUGCUAGCUUGCUGAAUGCCAGCCACAGGAAGAGGAGCAAAGAGCCGAACAAGAAGGCAGUAUGAAAACAAGGAGAGCGGAUACAGAAGGGAGCCGCUGCCUUUACAAGUCCAAAGAAAGUGUUCGGCAGCUUUGGGUAAAUACUCAGAACUCACCCAGCCAUAGCCCCUGGGCACCGGCAGCAGGGCUGCCACCGGAGCACUCGUCUCCAAAGACCUUUAUUAAACACAUGCACUUCUCGCAGGACACAGAUCUCCUCUGCGCUUUUUUUGGUGAAAGCCAGCUGAUCUGCUAACAGUAAAAAGCUCUAUUUUCUAGUGUGGUCCUGUUCAGAGGAAGGCAGAUUUCCAAUGUUGUUGUUCUCUUCUCUCAGAGCCUGGGCCCAUCCCGUUCUGAAAAUGGAUGUCUGGAACCCCUCUGGGCUUACAAGUAGAGACUUCUCCAACCCAGGCUAGCUGGGAGCUCAGAACCAUGGUAAAGAAAUGCACACCCAGGGGGCGGGGAUACAGCUCAGCAGCACAGCACCUGUCUGGCAAGCACCGGAUCCUGAGUUUGAUUCCCAGUUCCAAAAAAAAAACAGAAAUAUACACCCUGACUCUUCCGUUUCCUGUUUUUAUUUCACAUUAGACCAAUUUUCUUUACCCAUGGGCUAAGUCUAAAAAUGAGAUGAGGCCAGCUCUGCCAAUAGCAUGCCCUUUGGUUCCAAGGGGAAGGUUCUUUACUAUUUGAAGACAAGGAAAACUGUGACGACUUCAGGUGAACAGCAGUGUAAACAAGGCGGCAUGUGACUGCAGAUGAAGACAAUCGCUACUUUCUUAAUGCAGCCUGUCCGUCCCCCCUGCUGCUCCCACUGUCGGCCACCACAUGCCAUUGAGUGUUGCGCACAGAUUUCAUUUAAUCAGCCAGCGAUCCUACUUCUUAUUUUUAUUCCCAGCUUACUGGUGAGGAAACUGAGGCACAGAAAAGUUGAAAUAAUUUGCUCUAAGUCACUAGGGUAGUUAUGUUUUUAGAAGACAAAAAUGUAUGAUUUUACUUGUGUGAAAAUAUCUUUCCAUUUGUAAUAAAAGAAAUGCAACUCACAAUGCAGUGAUCCACUUUUUUAAGGGAUUAGCAAAGAUGAGAAACUUUGCUCAGACUCCUAGUUGGCAGGCCAGCAUCCAGGGGCACGAGGCUCCCGUACCAGCCGAGAGGAGCUUGAAGUGCUGCCACCUUCCAAGAGGACAGCAUGACGAGGCUUUCAAAAUUACAGCAGUACUAACUUCCAGGAAUUUAAUUUUGAGAUGUUAACGUCCUCACCAAAUGUGAAAUGACAUAUAUAAAAGGUUAUUUAUUAUAGUAUUAUUUGUAAUAGCAAAAGAUUAGUUGCUAUGGAAACAAACAAAAAAAGCUCUAAUGCCUUAGGAAAGAUAUCCAAGACAAAGAGAGAAGGGGGGGUUAUACAACAGUGGGGAACAUAUGCUGCUAUCUGUCUAAAGAGAAGGGGGGAGCUGCUGACCUCGUCCUUACAUCCACCGAUCGUAACAUACCCUGCUGUUCCCGCUGCCCACCCCACCCCCAACCUCCCCGCUCCUUCUUCCAGACACACUGCGUGUGUUGUGCGUGUAUUUCUGUUCACUAAGAACCCACACGGUCUGUUAUGCAAGCUGCUCUGUGCUCUGCUUUUUUCACUUUACACUUAACGCUAACAAUCGUCACAUUCUCCUUCAUAGCUGUACACUAUUCCACUGGACGGCUACCCUGUAAUGAAACAGUUCCUCACUGACAGACAUUUCCACUGUUUAUCUUUUGCUUAUAAUGCUGUAAUGAAUAUUCUUCUGCAUGUUAUUUCACAUUAUAUCUCAGAUAAAUUCUUUGAAACAACUGUGGUUGUGGGGAGGGUGGUAGGGUGGAUAGAACAAUACCGGGAGACUUUUCACUGUAAGCCCUUUUGUGUACAUGUAUUACCUAUUCAGAAAAUAAAAUAUUUUUAAAUACA
Molecule: messenger RNA, 7310 nt
Organism: Chinchilla lanigera (long-tailed chinchilla)
Lineage: Eukaryota; Metazoa; Chordata; Mammalia; Rodentia; Chinchillidae
Gene: Ltbp2
Product: latent transforming growth factor beta binding protein 2
Molecular function (GO): calcium ion binding
Source: RefSeq, a predicted model, not a curated record